ACAGGUUAUCUAUCUGGUUUAGUCACAUUUCCGGUUUAAUCUUAUUUAUAAUUGCAAUCUCAACUUUAUUUCGGUUUAAACAACUUUAUGUGGGAAUUUGUCCCAUUUGCAUUUGUCUUUUAUGGACUCAUCAAAUUGGUCGUAUGUGACCGUUUGAGAUCCCCUUUACGUACUAGUUGACUACAGCUUGCAGGAAAUUAUCAGAAAAGUAUUAUCUUAUCCCUCUCUCUUAUCUCUCUCACGCUUAAGCUUCCAAGCUAGCAUCUUUAUCUUGAAAUCAUGUUCUUCAAGAGUCAAUCGAUCCUCUCCGACGAUAGUUGAAACAAGACUUCAGGAACGCUCACUAACGGAGCAGGUUGACGAGAUCUGGUCCUUACACGACCUCCUCGCCGCAGAACUCAAAGCUCGUGCCGAUUCGCUUGACCAGCGCUUCGAUAGGCUCGAAGCCUUGAUGUUUCAGAACGCUUCCCAGUUACAAGCCUCCGGUAAAGCUCUGAUGGAUCCCAGCACCUCUCACCCUCCCACUCCCGCUUCCUUUACCCCACACCGCCUCCCUGACCCACCCGAUCCCCCUGCAUUUGCAGACAGAAGCGAUACCAGCCACCAUAACCACCACCUCACCAAAAACCCUUUAACCUCCCGACUUACGAAGAUUGGGUUCCCAUCUUUCGAUGGCUCUCAACUCCGCGAGUGGCUCUCCAAGUGUGAUCAGUUCUUCGACAUCGACGGCACACAACCGGAGCUCAAGGUACGUCUUGCUGCGCUCCACCUCACUGGCAAAGCAAACCAGUGGCACGUCAAUUACAUGAGCACCAGAUUUGGUAUGUUCCCAAGCUGGUCUGAAUACAUGGUCUCCAUCUCCAGUCGCUUUAGCGAGCUGUACGACGACCCACUAGCUAAGCUGGUUGCCCUCCGACAGAACGCCAACUCUGUGGUGGAUUACUUAGACAAGUUUGAGACCGCAAGGAUGCGUAUCACUCUUCCCGAACCCCACACAGUGAGCAUCUUCCUCGCGAAUCUCAACUCUCAUUUGUCUCUCCACACUAGACAGUUCGUGUUUUCCACCGUCGACGGUGCUGCACGAAUAGCCAUGUUACAUGAAUCCUCCCUAUCCCACACACCACCAAAACCCGCCACCAAAGCUCCCUUCAAUCCCACCCACAAAUACAACCAACCCUACUACCCUAAACCUUCAUACACCACCCCUCUACUCCCCUCCCCAACUACCAUAAAACCUGCCCUUAAAGCCCCAAAUCCCACCGAUAAACAGCCUCGAAAGUUUUCUUACCAAGAAAUGCAAGAUAGGCGCGCUAAAGGCUUAUGCAUGUUCUGUGAUGAAGUUUAUACACCCGGUCAUAGCGCCAAACACAAGCGCGCACAGAUCUUUGUCAUGGAGUGUGAGGAAGACGAAUAGCUCAUACCUUCCGACUCUGACGAUGACCAAGC
Messenger RNA from Raphanus sativus (radish), 1446 nucleotides. RefSeq lists its product as uncharacterized. The record is from RefSeq and is a predicted model, not a curated record. The transcript has 2 exons. Lineage: Eukaryota; Viridiplantae; Streptophyta; Magnoliopsida; Brassicales; Brassicaceae. Bases 452 to 1414 code for a protein of 320 amino acids.